Messenger RNA from Suillus subaureus, 666 nucleotides. RefSeq lists its product as uncharacterized. The transcript has a single exon. Lineage: Eukaryota; Fungi; Basidiomycota; Agaricomycetes; Boletales; Suillaceae. Bases 1 to 666 code for a protein of 221 amino acids. The record is from RefSeq and is a predicted model, not a curated record.
AUGGUCAAUCAUAUCUCAGAUGAAGCGAUAAUGAUCUUACUGCUUGGCACAUUCAUAUCAGCAGGUUCAGACACGGACAUAUGGUGGACGGGCCUAGGAACAUCACAGAAAGCCACAUGGACGCAAGCCAAAGCAGCAUUCCUGGCAAAGUGGCCAGCAAUAGUUGUCACAGGAAAGACGCAAAGGGAGCACCAGAAAGACUUACUGGAGUUGCAGUUCAAAGAGGAAGAAGUCAGAGAACGAGUCACGGUAGCAGGCAUUGCAACAUGGGCGCAUAUCCAGUUCCACAACAAGUUAAAGAUGCUGGUAAAGGAUGCAGGAGUAGAACACGUACCCAUUCUAAUUCAACCAGUCUGGGAGGCACUCCCGCAAGCUCUCAGAGACCUAACAUCAGCAGUGCCCGCAGACUGGGAUGCCUUCCUAAACAAAAUCAAAAGCAUCAAUAUCAAUACCUUACAAGAAAAGGCAAAGAGAGUCAAGGAGAGGAAGGAGGCAGAAAGAGCUCAGAAUGCACACAUCGUGUGGCUGGAAAGUCGACAAGACCCUAUCAAGGUGUUAUGUCUACAGAUGCAACAAACAAUGAUUGGAUCUAACACACUAACACCAAAAGCAACAAUGCCUUCAAGAACUAUAGGAAAUGCACCUUCCAGUGUCAUGACACCAUGA